This is a messenger RNA of Vigna unguiculata (cowpea), 2274 nucleotides long. RefSeq names its product F-box/kelch-repeat protein At3g23880-like. The record is from RefSeq and is a predicted model, not a curated record. Lineage: Eukaryota; Viridiplantae; Streptophyta; Magnoliopsida; Fabales; Fabaceae. Gene Ontology annotation, molecular function: protein binding.
UACUUUGGACAAUAAACCAGCAAAAGAUUAGCAUGUUGUAUUGGGCAAACAUUAUUAAUCAGUAAACAGAUGCCAGAUUAGAAACAAUGCACUGCAUCAGCACUAUUCACAUCAUAAUAGAAGAAGCUACCAGAAUGAAUUUCUCAGGUUUGCCUUGUCGUUUCGUCAUCAUACUUUUGAGUGACUCAUAAAAUUUUUUACUUGGUGUCAUCUUAUCCGGAGAAGGAAAGAAAGACAAGUGAACAAAAAAUAAACAAAUAAAACAGAAAGAAUGUGGAGGUGGCACGACUGUGUGGGACUUAAUGAUAAGAACGUUAACACUAAUCUUCAUCACAUAGACAUCUUGUGGAUGAACCUGAACCUUCUGAGAGUGAGUGGCAGAGAUCGAAGCCGCCAAGAAAAAUUUGCUUAUAAAGACUUUAUCAAAAUAGAGUAAGAAAAGAGAAGAAAAUGAAGGUCGCACACAAUUGAGAUGAUGAGAUGAUAUCUUAGUGGAAAUACUCUCUCGAAAAAUGUUGUUGAUCAAGUGCAAGUGCAUAUGCAAAUUUUAUAUGUAGCCUGUAGUAUUCUGCAACGUGUCGCGUUAUGCUGAACCAAACAACACAGUUUUUUCAUCUUAUGGGUUACUUUAAUAGGGAUGAGCAAUCAAUAAUUUAUUCAUCAUCAACAUCAUCAUCAACCACCGCAUGAUUCUCUCUUUCUUUCACACACAGUCUCAGACUGAACACAAAUAGUCAUCACUGAUCACCACCACCUCAACUUAACAUGUCAUCGCAGGGUUACCUCCACCGCGUUGGCUUCACCAGGAAGAGAGAAAGGCUCAUCGACCCUAUGGACCGAGCCUCACCACUGCCGUCAACUUCGGUACAAAACCAAGCUGUGUCAGAGUCACUUCCUCUGCCCUUCCUCCCUAAUGAGCUCGUUGUUGAAAUUCUCUCCAGACUUCCCGUAAAGUCUUUGUUGCAGUUCAGGUGUGUAUGCAAGUCAUGGAUGUCCCUUAUUUCUGAUCCUUAUUUCAUGAAAAAACACCUUCACUUGUCAACUCGAAGUACCCACUUCACCCAUCACAGGAUCAUAUUGAGUGCCACAACAGCUGAGUUUCACCUUAAAUCAUGUUCUGUGAGUUCCUUGUUCAAUAGUCUUUCAACAGUUUGUGAUGACCUUAACUAUCCUGUGAAAAACAAAUUUCGUCAUGAUGGGAUUGUUGGAUCUUGUAAUGGGUUGUUAUGUUUUGCCAUAAAGGGUGAUUGUGUGCUUCUUUGGAACCCCUCUAUGAGGGCCUCCAAGAAAUCACCACCUUUGGGUAAUAAUUGGAGACCAGGGUGUUUCACUGCCUUUGGCCUUGGUUUCGAUCAUGUCACUGAGGAUUAUAAGGUGGUGGCUGUGUUUUGUGAUCCUAAUGAGAUUUAUAGUGAGUGUAAAGUGAAGGUGUAUAGCAUGGCCGCCAACACUUGGAGGAAGAUUCAGGAUUUCCCUCAUGGUUUCUCACCCUACCAAAAUUCAGCAAAGUUUGUUAGUGGCACACUCAAUUGGGCUGCCAAUCACCCUGUUGGUUCAACUUCUCUGUGGGUUAUUGUUUCCUUGGAUCUGCAUAAGGAAACAUACAGGGAAGUUCUGCCACCUGAUUAUGAAAAGGAAGAUUGUUCCACUCCUACUUUGGGUGUUUUGCAAGAAUGUUUGUGCAUGAAUUAUGAUUACAAGAAAACUCAUUUUGUUGUGUGGAUGAUGAAGGAUUAUGGGAUGAGAGAGUCUUGGUUUAAGCUGGUAAGCAUUCCUUAUCUGCCAAAUCCUGAAGAUUUUUCAUACUCAGGGCCUUAUUACGUGUCAGAGAAUGGUGAAGUGCUGUUGAUGUUUGAGUUUGACUUGAUCCUCUAUGAUCCAAGAGAUAACUCUUUUAAGUACCCUAGGAUUGAGAGUGGGAAGGGCUGGUUUGAUGCAGAGGUCUAUGUUGAAACUCUGGUUUCGCCAAUGAAGCAUUAAAGUGGAUGUGUCAGGCAAAGCAAGCUUGAGGAAAAAUAAAAUGUGUAAAUUAUUUUGAGUCCAAGUGAUCUUAUCUCAGUAAAUGUUUUUGGCAUUAUAUGUGUAAUAUGUAUAUGCCGAAUUAAGAAGUCCAGCAUUGUAUAAAUGUCCUUAAUAUUUGAAGCUAAGUGUUGUUACUUGUGUUGUGUCGGUCACCAUGUAUCCAUCACUGAUGGAAAAUCCUACUUCACUUAUUUGUUAGUAAAUGGAAAAUGGUAUAUGCUUUCUUGUUUAUGGUGAGAAGCAUAUAUUUAA